Molecule: messenger RNA, 710 nt
Organism: Drosophila subobscura
Lineage: Eukaryota; Metazoa; Arthropoda; Insecta; Diptera; Drosophilidae
Exons: 1
Coding region: 97-672 (191 amino acids)
Source: RefSeq, a predicted model, not a curated record
UGCUUUUCUCACAGUACAUGUGCAUUCUAUAUUUUCGUUUGAGUUUAUUUACUUUUUGGACUGAAUUGAAUUGAACUGGCCUGGCUUGUGUUUGCCAUGAACAUCAGCGAGGAUUUCAAGCCCGUGCCAACACGGGCGGCACUUGCGGCUCAGAAGAAACAGGCCAACUGCGAAUUCAAGGCAAUGGUUUUCCAGGAGCCGCAAUACCAUCAGUCGAAAUCAACUUCGAUGCCAGACAAACAGCAAAACAAGUCCGGAGAUGAAGCUGCGCAAAAGAGGCCCCACAAGUCGGACAAAGACUCUGCCGACACUAACCCAGAGUUCGACAUCAAAAAAGCCCGGCAUGAGGUGCUCAACUUUGCCAUGAGCAAUCAGCGUGUGACCAAGAAUAAGCGUAAGAUGGAGAUUUUCCAACUGAUCAAGCUCGGCGCCAAGCCACCAAAGAAGGCGGCCAGGAACUACAAGGAGCUGAAGGACGAGCGACAGCGCCUAAAGAACAUACGGGAGGAGCGAAAGAAGUUUCAUCAGCUGGGAAAAAAUCAAACUGGAGCAGCUAGUGUCAAGUGCCGAAGCAAAAACAACGAGGAACGCAAGCAGAAGAAACGCGCGCCCGUUUCAAACAUCGAUCAGCACUAUGGCAAGGCCCAGCCUAAAUUCAAGAAGAGAAAAUAGCCAGAAUGUCCAGAAUAAACCUAAUUUAGUUAAAUUGA